Leptinotarsa decemlineata (Colorado potato beetle) is the source of this 507-nucleotide messenger RNA. RefSeq lists its product as uncharacterized. The record is from RefSeq and is a predicted model, not a curated record. Lineage: Eukaryota; Metazoa; Arthropoda; Insecta; Coleoptera; Chrysomelidae.
AUGAAACCUAUCAGAAACGCCACAGCUCAAGCUAUUACUACAUUUUUAGAAAAAGUUGUCUUGACUUUUGGUGUAUCUCAAGUUUUAUUGUUGGAUAAUGCAACUGCACAUAAGGGUAAGGUGUUCAAUAACUUCAUUGAGGAAUAUAAAAUUCCUAAAGUAACGUAUACUUGUCGUUACCAACCAAAUGAAAAUCCCACAGAGAGAAAUAAUAGGGCAAUAGGUACAGCUACAAGGUGUUUCAUUAAAGACUCUCAUAAACAGUGGGAUGAGGAAAUUUUGAAGAUUCAGCAUGCCAUUAAUACUGCUACUCACGAAGUAACAGGUUUCAGUCCUGAUUUUUUAAAUUUUGGUAGGACUGUACCAGCUAAAGGUGAAUAUUAUGGUGAUGUAAUUGAUUCUGAUUGGAACAAUAAUUCCCAAGCUAGAAAAAUGUAUAGUAAAGAGUUGGAAAAAUUACCCUCGGUGUACUUUCAGAUGCUGCAAAUGAAUAUGCUGCAAAGUUAG